AUGGAACAUCAACGGUGCUACAUCUACGAGUUGCCGAAGACAGAAGAGCGAUCGCCGAAACGCCAACGUACAAAUAGAUACAAUGCUCAAGCCCAACUGCCGGAACGCUUGCAGACCUAUCGAGAGCUAUGGGCGCAACAAGAGGAACGUAUACAGGAACAGGAUACGCUUGAGAAGGCGGAUAGUGCUGUGCAGGGAAAGAUUGUGAAUUUCAUCUCAGCGUCGUCUUCGAUGCCAGAUGAACGGAAAUCUGUAAUACCGACCGGGCUCAUCGUCGCAGGACCUAGCAUUGCGUCUCAUGGACCGUUCUUUGAGCGACUCGGUCGAAGUAUUAAGGAGGACGCAGGUAGCGCCUAUGUUGUGCUGACCUCUGGCGAAUGCCCUAACCUGAAGACGCUACUCAAGAACCUGAUCAAGAAGGCAACUUCCCGAGUGGAUGAUGAUGACGAAGAUGACCUGGACCGACCGGCCACUUCGUCGAAACAUGGGCCGAAGCUACUCAAUUAUGAUCUUGGCCACAUUCAAGAGUGGAACAAGAGAAAUCGUGUUUCGAGCAUCGUCGUCGCCCUACAAGAUAGUGAAGCUUUCGACGCCGGGUUACUUGUUGAUAUGAUCGACCUCUUCCAUUCAUGGCUCGACCGCCUUCCUUUCGUUCUUCUUUUCGGCAUCGCCACUUCGGCAGAGAGCUUCGAGGAUCGUCUAUCAGGGAAUUCGCUUCGCUAUCUUGAGGGCGAGAAAUUUGAUGUCACGCAAUCCGACGACAUCAUCGAGAAGCUUUUCAGUGCAACAGUUGCCAGCACACAUGUUCGCCUCCGCAUCGGACCCAACAUCAGCCGUCGUAUGCUAGACCGUCAGAAAGACCACGUACAAAACACGCAGGACUUCUGUGACGGGCUCAAGUACGCUUACAUGUCGCAUUUCUACGCUAGCUACCCAAGUCUCUUUCUCAAGGAGGACAUCGCCUUCAAGGACUUGUCUCCGGAUGCUUUCGAAGCUGUACGUAACCUUCCCUCGUUUCGACAAUGGGUAGAAAAGAAGCUAGAGCAGGGUCAAGCGCAAGAGGUACGAAGUCUACUCAACUCCAAUGAGUACAUGUUCGAACAAGUCAUGUUGCACAUUAAGUCCAGCCAGCAAGCCCUAUCCACCCUCAGUCACGCUGCGCAAGUUCUCUCCAACACACGGGAAGCGCUCCAGAUGUCUCCCAAAGUCCGGCUUUCUUCUAUAUGGACUCGUGCAGCGUCUGGGGAGUUGAGCAACUCGCCCCUUCUCCGCGAGACGAUGCUGUGCAUCAAGAAGAUUCCGUCCGACAAAUUAGUACUGUUGCUAGCGGCUAUGCAACAGCUCGAAGGAGACUACUUUUCCAUGGACAUCAGUCUUCUACAGAAAGAGAUCGAUAAGCUACUACAAACGAACGAUACCAAUGCGCCUCUGCGGACGCAGCAUGAUGUCCGCAAUGACAACCUCCGCACAACGGUUGUUGCGCAAAAGGUGCUUCUCAGCAAGCAUAAAGCAGCACUAUCAGAACAAGACAAGGCAUACUCAGACCUGGUCGGGCGCUUCUAUGACAAGCUUGAAGCGUAUUUCGAUUCAGCGUUCAUUGACCCGCGGACACUAUUCCUCUCAGAGGUCCUCGUGUACGAUCUCAAAUCGCCACAUACGGAGGUCUUCCAACCGAAACCACGCUUCGCCAUCGAGCGCGCGCUCGCGUCUCCCCAUGAUUAUCUGGGUUGUGACUGCUGUACCGGAGUUGAUGGUAACGAGGCUGCGUUGUCUGCCACUCAGCCUGCGACUGCUAUUGUGUACCAGAUGUACCUUGAGUCGGGGACCUUGAUCAAUGUAAGCGACUUGUGGUCCGCUUUCAAUGCGAUUGCUGGAGAUGGAGACGAGGAGAAUGAGUCGAAGACAAUGGCGAUUUUCCAGCGGGCAUUGGCCGAGCUCAAGUACCUAGGUCUCGUCAAACCCAGCAGGAAGAAGACCGACCACAUAACGAAAAUCAUGUGGAAGGGUCUCUGA
Cucurbitaria berberidis CBS 394.84 is the source of this 2013-nucleotide messenger RNA. RefSeq lists its product as uncharacterized. Gene Ontology annotation, cellular component: DNA replication preinitiation complex; nuclear origin of replication recognition complex; nuclear pre-replicative complex. Gene Ontology annotation, biological process: DNA replication; DNA replication initiation. The record is from RefSeq and is a predicted model, not a curated record. NCBI's taxonomy places the organism in Eukaryota, Fungi, Ascomycota, Dothideomycetes, Pleosporales, Cucurbitariaceae. The transcript is spliced from 4 exons. The coding region runs from base 1 to 2013 and encodes 670 amino acids. Gene Ontology annotation, molecular function: DNA replication origin binding.